Molecule: messenger RNA, 1980 nt
Organism: Neoarthrinium moseri
Lineage: Eukaryota; Fungi; Ascomycota; Sordariomycetes; Amphisphaeriales; Apiosporaceae
Exons: 4
Coding region: 1-1980 (659 amino acids)
Source: RefSeq, a predicted model, not a curated record
AUGUCUGGAUUUCACAGCAUUGGGAGUGGCUAUUCAGCCAACAGCGCCUUCGCCAUGAACACAACAAUGACGAACAGUUCGAGGGGGUUUCUACAGGCGGCCAAUGGCAACUCGACCUUCCAGGUCAUCAAUGAGUUUAAAUUCCUCGCCGCACGAUCGAUUCGCCAGUCCGCCAUAAUACUGUCUGUGUUCAACACCAUUUCGGCGUUCGCUGCAGCGUUGGGUAUUCUGUACGACUGCUACCAGAGGGCACAGAGGAAUAGAACAAGGGGACAGGCCAAACCAAGUAUUUUCACUUGUGUUAAAGGCGCCGAGACCUACCCUUUCAUAUUAUCUCUGGCUAUUACGAUACAGGGAAUCAUAUUCGCUGUAUCUCAGUCUCGCGGGUUGGACGGCCUCUUCGCUAAGGGCUGUUCAUUAAUAUCCCAAUUCAUGUGGCCAGCAAUCUUCAUCGUUCCUUACGUGCAGCUUAUUUUCGGCAUCGAGAUUGCGCUCCGUGGACUUCGAACGAAGCCGUUCCCUCCGAGAGGGAAGUGGACUGUAGCAAUAUGCAUGGCCGUUUGGAAAAUGCUACUUGUAAUCACGGGUUUAGUGGCCUUCUUCAUCCCGUCAUCGGAUUUCUGCUUUGCGUCUCUUUUUUGGUUCGUCGCAAAGUGGGCAGAAGGAGGGUUCGCGCUGUUCAUGACCAUCUCUGUUAUCUUGAUCGCAUGUGCUGUGAUUGUCUUCUUGAAAUUGACAAGACACGCUACGAUUGAAACGAGUGAAAGGGUUCAGGCGUCAAGGAUGGUAUACUAUCUUGCUGUGGGCAUUCUCUCCAACAUCCUCAUGGUACCAUUCUUCAUUUAUCUCACCUUCAACAACCUUGGUGACAUGGAUGGGGACGCCGGUCUCACCUUGUCAAUGAUUGCGACGGUAGUGGCCAAUGUCUCGGGGCUGAUGAACGGCGGGCUCCACUUGUUCUUCCGUUCGAACAUCAUCUCCACGAUUGGGCCCAGAGAUAAGAUGGCCGAGUAUGAAAGACAGCAGUUGAAACAUAAAAUACGCAAGGCCGACUCAAACGACUACGACUUCUCCAGCCAUGUACUGCAACCAGUCAGUGGCCCUCGUCAGCUUGGAAGGACAGCAAGUGAAGAGUCCCUUGUGCGUUACGAGAAAGAGGAGGAGUCCGUUGAAAAUCAAUCAUUACGCACAUACGGCUUCAGCCCGAAUCCCUCGAAGUCAAAUAGCGUGUUCCCAUCCACAACAAUACCCCGAGCCCCGGAACCGGCUCAGCUACCAGCCUCGACUUUGCCGUCAGCAGGCAUCCACCAACGGAGGCCUUCAACAUCCUACUCGUUAUUUCCGAGCAACGCAGCCAAUACUACCUCGGUGGCGAUGCUCCCAGCGACAACAUACUCACCCGUCGCAAAUACAAAUCCGUUCGACUUUGAGACCUUAAAACCGCCACCGUCAAUCAAGACAGGCGGCCGCCACAGAAGAGACUCAUCAAUGGCAUCAUCCGCCACAGUACAGAUCGGCUUGCGCUUCUCGAAUGUGGACGAUAUGCCGCCAAUGGCGAGUACAAUGGUCAAGAAUGCCGAGCAAGUACAUAACCUGGAUUGCCCGAAGGCACUGAGACCGAGCCCACUUGCAGCCUUCACAGGCAAUGAGCCAUCGAGUCCAUCAGAGCCUCAGAGCCCUGUGAGCGCGACCAGCUCACGGGAUCCAGUAAAAGAUGCAAGGAUGAAGACUCUGCCUCCUGUACCACGCGCAGUCACCCUCGCACAGGUUGACACUUCUCAGGGGCAAGAAGGACUCCUAAGUUCCAAAGUAUACAGGCCGGAAAGCCCCGUCAAGAAGAUCCCUAGCCCAAAGGGCGUUGGUUUCAACGUUCCGAAACGGGCGAACACUACGCCCGUGCAAGAAACAGCAACCAGCCCGCCGCCGCCCCGCAACCGUGGCAACUCAGACGUCGCUGAGCGUAGAGGCGACUGGAUCUGA